This is a messenger RNA of Penicillium oxalicum, 663 nucleotides long. RefSeq lists its product as uncharacterized. The record is from RefSeq and is a predicted model, not a curated record. Bases 1 to 663 code for a protein of 220 amino acids. The transcript has a single exon. Lineage: Eukaryota; Fungi; Ascomycota; Eurotiomycetes; Eurotiales; Aspergillaceae.
AUGAACUCACAGUCGCAAUUCGAUCCAGCCACCGUGAUCGGACUCUCUGGGACCUCUCCGGGAGGUCGACAAGAGUCCAAUUUCGAUAUCUUCGAAUGGUACCCCCGCUUUCAGAGCUGCCAGCGAUACUUUCUCGAUCAUGCCCAGCAUAGCGUCCCCGUCCAGGCCCUAUCCGCCUUCCUCAACAUCAAACUGCCCUUCCAACGACGUCCCGACCCCGUCAUGAACUCGUCCCCCAUCCUCGUCCCUGUGGGCGUCACUCCUGGGGGCUCUGCCGCGGCCAGUCCCCCCGCCGUCUCACUCAUUCCAUACAUUCGCCGCCUGGUCGCCACGGGUAUGGACUUUCCCGGCGUCUUACACGGAUUCUUUGGUGACGACUGGAAUGCGGGAGUCGGUCCUCUGCACGAGCAGGAGCGGCGCAAUUACUUAUUCGCCGCCAAGAGUGGUGGCUGGGCCGCGGUGAAGAAGGACUAUGAUAUUCUCCCGCUCGAGACGAUACCUUUCUUGCGCCCGCUGCAGGGGCCCGUCGACGCGGAAAUAGAAGCCGCCGAGCGCAGUUGGAGCGAAUGGCUCGCCAUGGAAGAUUGGAUGGUCGGCCCUCGCGCCCCGGAUGCCCUUCAUGAUUCUUCGUCGCAAAAUUCCCGGCCGCGCAGUUCUCGCUGA